Camellia sinensis is the source of this 4806-nucleotide messenger RNA. Its product is annotated as phytochrome B. Gene Ontology annotation, molecular function: photoreceptor activity; protein homodimerization activity; phosphorelay sensor kinase activity. Gene Ontology annotation, biological process: red, far-red light phototransduction; regulation of DNA-templated transcription; protein-tetrapyrrole linkage. Lineage: Eukaryota; Viridiplantae; Streptophyta; Magnoliopsida; Ericales; Theaceae. The record is from RefSeq and is a predicted model, not a curated record.
CAUUUAUCUUCCAGCUCAGAAAAUGAGAAGGAAAGCUCAAGAAAAUAGCAAGAAAAUCAGAAUCCAAAAACCCAGCAAAAAAUAAAAUAAAUAAAACAGAAUCAAGCAAGUGAGAGAAAAAGAAAUGUGAUGUCCCUGAACAAAUGAUCAACCAAAAUCAACUUUUUCUUUGUCUGGCCGCCUUCAAUCUCCAAAGGCUAUCAAAAGAAAAAGAAAAGAAAAAAACCCUUCUUUAAAACCAAAACACUGUUAAUUGUGAGCACACUUUGAUCGCUCACACCAGGAUCUCUUCUUAGAUGUUCCCCAUUUGAGAGCAGCACAGAAAAUCUGGAAUACCCAUUUGGGUAUUUCUUCAUUUACUUUCUAAACCUGACGGAUAAACUGAAUUUCCCCAAAAAAAGUAGUGAGAAAAGAGCAAGAAAAUGGCUUCAGGAAGCAGAGAAGUGCAUGCCCAUUCAACUCAUGAUCUCUUUUAGAUUUUCCCCAUUUUCAGCAUAGAAAACGUUAAAUACCUGUUAGGGUAUUUUUCAUUUACUUGCUAAACCCAACUAAUACACUGAAUUUUCCCGAGAAAGUAGUGAGAAAAGAUCACUUUCAACUCAUGAUAUCUUCUUAGAUUUCCCCAUUUGAGAGCAGCAAAGAAAAUCUUGAAUACCCAUUAGGGUAUUUUUCAUUUGCUUGCCAAACCCAACUUGUACGCUCAAUUUUCCAAAGAAAGUGGUGAAGAGAAGAGCAAGAAAAUGUCUUCAGGAAACAGAGAAGUGCAUGCUCAUCACCACCAAGGUCAAGCUCAAGCUCAAGCUCAGUCUUCAGGUACAAGCAAUGUUAGAGACUCUGUAAGCAAAGCCAUUGCUCAAUACACUGUCGAUGCUCGCCUUCACGCCGUGUUUGAACAGUCCGGUGUGUCUGGUAAGUCGUUUGAUUACUCACAAUCUGUUAGAACAACUACACAAUCUGUACCAGAACAACAAAUCACAGCUUAUUUGUCGAAAAUUCAGAGAGGUGGGCAUAUUCAGCCCUUUGGUUGUAUGAUUGCUGUUGAUGAAUCCACUUUCCAAGUCAUUGCUUACAGCGAAAAUGCCCAAGAAAUGCUGGGUCUCACCCCACAAUCGGUUCCGAGUCUUGAAAAACCGGAGAUACUCACAAUUGGGACCGAUGUGAGAACACUUUGUACCCCUUCAAGUGCAAUUUUGCUUGAAAAAGCAUUUGGGGCGCGUGAAAUCACGCUGUUGAACCCAAUUUGGAUUCAUUCUAAGAAUUCGGGGAAACCCUUUUACGCGAUUUUGCAUAGGAUUGAUGUUGGAAUUGUGAUUGAUUUGGAACCUGCUAGAACAGAGGACCCUGCCCUGUCUAUUGCUGGGGCUGUGCAGUCCCAGAAGCUCGCAGUGCGAGCGAUUUCGCAUUUGCAAUCGCUUCCCGGUGGGGAUAGUAAGCUGUUGUGUGAUACAGUGGUUGAGAGUGUGAGAGAGUUAACUGGUUAUGACAGGGUUAUGGUGUAUAAAUUUCAUGAGGAUGAGCAUGGUGAGGUUGUGGCUGAGAGUAAGAGGCCGGAUUUGGAACCUUAUUUUGGGUUACACUAUCCCGCCACUGACAUUCCUCAGGCAUCGAGAUUUUUGUUCAAACAAAACCGGGUUAGGAUGAUUGUGGAUUGCCAUGCCACAUCAGUUCGAGUAAUUCAAGACGAAGCGCUUAUGCAGCCUUUGUGUCUAGUUGGUUCAACGCUUAGGGCUCCUCACGGUUGCCAUGCCCAGUACAUGGCUAACAUGGGUUCAAAAGCCUCUUUAGCCAUGGCGGUUAUAAUUAAUGGAAAUGAUGAUGAAGCUGUUGGGGGACGAAGCUCGAUGAGGCUCUGGGGUCUGGUUGUUUGCCAUCACACUUCUGCUCGGUCUAUUCCCUUCCCUCUCCGUUACGCCUGUGAGUUUCUAAUGCAGGCCUUUGGACUCCAAUUGAACAUGGAAUUGCAAUUGGCUUCUCAGUUGUUAGAGAAACAUGUUUUAAGAACCCAAACCCUGUUGUGUGACAUGCUUCUUCGUGACUCGCCUACAGGGAUUGUUACUCAGAGCCCUAGUAUAAUGGACCUUGUGAAGUGUGACGGGGCUGCACUCUACUACCGAGGGAAGUACUAUCCGUUAGGCGUGACUCCCACUGAAGCCCAAAUAAAGGACAUCGUGGAGUGGUUGUUAGCCUUCCAUGGGGACUCAACUGGUUUGAGCACCGACAGUUUGGGUGAUGCUGGGUACCCUGGUGCAGCUUCGCUUGGUGAUGCAGUGUGCGGAAUGGCUGUUGCUUAUAUCACUUCGAUGGAUUUCUUGUUCUGGUUCCGGUCCCACACAGCAAAAGAGAUCAAGUGGGGUGGUGCAAAACAUCAGCCGGAGGAUAAAGAUGAUGGGCAGAGAAUGCAUCCACGUUCUUCCUUCAAGGCAUUUCUCGAAGUGGUUAAGAGCCGCAGUUUGCCUUGGGAGAAUGCGGAAAUGGAUGCAAUUCAUUCUUUGCAGCUAAUUCUGCGAGACUCGUUUAAGGAUGCUGAGGGAAGCAACUCUAAGGCUGUUGUGCAUGCCCCACUUGGGGAUUUGGAGUUGCAAGGGAUGGAUGAGCUCAGCUCCGUUGCACGAGAAAUGGUUAGAUUGAUAGAGACUGCAACUGCUCCCAUAUUUGCUGUGGACGUUGAUGGUCAGAUAAAUGGUUGGAAUGCUAAGGUCGCAGAGUUGACAGGAUUAUCGGUUGAGGAAGCUAUGGGAAAAUCUUUGGUUCAUGAUCUUGUUUAUAAGGAAUCGGAAGAAACUGUUGACAAGCUUUUAUAUAAUGCUUUGAGAGGUGACGAAGAUAAGAAUGUAGAAAUUAAAUUGAAGACAUUUGGCUCUGAACAACAUAAGAAGGCUGUUUUUGUGGUGGUAAAUGCUUGCUCUAGCAAGGAUCACACAAACAAAAUAGUUGGUGUAUGCUUUGUCGGUCAAGAUGUUACGGGUCAGAAAGUGGUAAUGGACAAGUUCAUUCACAUACAAGGUGAUUACAAGGCUAUUAUACAUAGUCCCAACCCUUUGAUCCCACCUAUAUUUGCUUCGGAUGAGAAUACAUGUUGCUCUGAGUGGAACACCGCCAUGGAAAAGCUUACCGGGUGGACCAGAGGGAACAUCAUUGGGAAGAUGUUGGUUGGAGAGAUUUUUGGCAGUUGCUGUCGGCUCAAGGGCCCAGAUGCUAAGACAAAAUUCAUGAUCGUGUUGCACAAUGCGAUCGGAGGGCAGGAAACAGACAAGUUCCCAUUUGCCUUUUUUGACCGGAAUGGAAAAUAUGUGCAAGCUCUCUUAACGGCAAACAAAAGGGUUAAUAUGAAUGGCCAGAUUAUUGGAGCCUUUUGUUUCCUCCAAAUUCCAAGUCCUGAAUUGCAGCAAGCUCUGAAAGUCCAGAGACAACAGGAAAAGAAAUGCUUUGUGAGGAUGAAAGAGUUGGCUUACAUUUGCCAGGAAAUAAAGAAUCCGUUAAGUGGUAUACGCUUUACUAAUUUGCUUUUGGAGGCUACAGACUUGAACGAUAAUCAGAAGCAGUUUCUUGAGACAAGUGCUGCUUGUGAGAAGCAGAUGUUGAAGAUUAUAAGGGAUGUUGAUCUGGAGAUCAUUGACGGCGGUUCGUUGGAGCUUGAGAAGGCUGAAUUCUUAGUUGGGAGUGUGAUAGACGCUGUUGUUAGCCAAGUAAUGAUAUUACAUUCAAGAGGUCUACAAUUGAUCCGCGAUAUUCCAGAGGAAAUCAAAACCUUGACUGUUUAUGGUGAUCAACUGAGAAUUCAACAGGUCUUAGCUGAUUGCUUAUUGAAUAUGGUGCGUUAUGCACCUUCUCCAGAAGGUUGGGUAGAGAUUCAUGUUCGACCAAGACUAAAGCAAAUUUCUGAUGAUAUAACUAUUCUACAUAUUGAAUUCAGGAUUGUCUGCCCCGGUGAAGGUCUUCCACCUGAACUCGUUCAAGACAUGUUUCAUAGUAGUCGAUGGAUGACUCAAGAAGGCCUAGGGCUAAGCAUGUGCAGAAAGAUUUUAAAGCUCAUGAACAGUGAAGUCCAAUACAUUAGAGAGUCGGAAAGAUGCUAUUUUCUAAUAAUCCUCGAACUUCCCAUGCCUAAGCAAGACUCCAAGAGCGUUGACUAGCUUAUUGCCGCCAUUAAAAUCUCACCUGAGUUGGAACCUUUCAACAGGAGAAGACAUCAUAAUUACCCUUAUCUUCACAGAUUGUUUUCAUGAAAGCAAAUGUCAAGGUCCACUUAAGCUAAAGCCGCCCAAAUCUACUAAUGGGUGUUCAGUAAUACUAAUUAUCUUUCAUUUCUCGCCAUUUUGGACUGUCAUUUGAGCCUGCCUAAUUCCAAAACCUGUUCAAGAUUCCAUGAUACUAUGACACAAAGUAACGGUUAUUUUUCUACUCUGAACACAAUGUUGGGUUGUACUAGAUCAGCCAGAUUGUUCAUAUGUACUCGCACGAGCAUUAAAUUGAGGACCGAGAGCUUGUUAGUUGGGAUGAUUAUGAGCUGCGAUGGCUUGAAGACGGUUGACAGGGUCUGCAAAUGCGAUUAGGUGGCAUCAUUCUAACCUGUAAGCAUGUCUACUACUUCGACUUUGUAGUUUUUGUAAAAAUUUAUUGUCUAGUUUCAUAGACAAUUGUAUAAUAAAAUAACUACUGCUUUAGGGAUGCUUCCCUCAAAAGCUCAUUUUUACCAAAAAAAACACAAAAAUAACUGUGUAACAAAGUUGUCUUGCUCUAGUUGUUGAAACUUGUGGAAUAUGAUAAUUCUGACAAUCUGAUUUGUAUAAUCUUUUGUUUGUUCUC